AUGAACGCUGACAGCGAUGAUCAAAAAAUUGUGAAGGAUAUUGUUAACAAAACUGUAUCACGAGUAUGUCGUCGUGAUAAUGAACGAAAUAGGCAGUUACAAAAUAGAAACGAGAAAAAGAAAUCAAGAAAUAAUGUACAUAAUGAAACAUCUAUCUUAAAACUUAGUAGACAAAGCAAUUGGUUGAAGAAAAAAACUUCUCAUAAUGUUUCAUUUCGUGUAAAUGAAAACGAACGUUUAAGAAAAUGUUAUCACAAUAAAUAUCAAAAUAAUACUGAUUUUCGUAACAACGAAAAAGCUCGAAGCAAUUUACAUGUUAGAAUGAAAUAUCAUGCUGAUUCAAAUGUUCGUGAAAAAAUUAAAUCACAUUCAAAAAAAGAUAGUUUCCAAAAAUAUCAUAAUGAUAAAAUUUUUUGUGAAAAAACUAAAAUUCAAUCAAGGAAUAAUAGUUUUCGUAAAUAUCAUAGUAAUACAACAUUUCGUAAUAAAAUCAAAACAAAGUCCAAGAUUCAUAUUUUAAAUAAAUAUCAUGAUAAUUCAGAUUUUCGUAAUCAACUGAAAACAAAGUCCAAGAUUCAUGUUUUAAAUAAAUAUCAUAAUAAUUUAAAUUUUCGUAAUCAAUAUAAAGCACAUUCAAAAAAAAGAGUUUCGAAAAAGUAUAAAUCUGAUCCAAUGAUACGAAUGAAAACAAUUGAACGUGCAAUGAAUUGGUAUCGUAAAAAUAAUACACUGAUGAGACAAAAUUCCAGACGACUUUAUAAUCAAUGUAAACGUAUUCUAAAAAAAUAUAAUGCUAUUCAAAACCAUAAAUGUAUAUUUAAGCACAGAAAUUUAUACAUGAAUAAUUUGAAUAGAUUUCGACAAAUAACUAAAGAAGGACCUGAUUAUGUUUGUAUAUCAUGCCGGUUAGCACUUUUUCGUAACCAAGUGAUACCAUUCGUUGAAGAAAAAUAUAUAAAACAAACCAUGUCAGAUGAAAUAAAAAAACAUAUUCAAUCUUACUUUAUGUAUUCAUCGUCAAGAGAACUAAAAUGGAUUUGUAAAUCAUGUUCAGACAAAAUAAAGAAACGACAAAUGCCAAGCCGAGCAA
Molecule: messenger RNA, 1090 nt
Organism: Rotaria sp. Silwood2
Lineage: Eukaryota; Metazoa; Rotifera; Eurotatoria; Philodinida; Philodinidae
Source: the annotation of a GenBank genome assembly